AUGCCGGGCACUGUGGCGACGCUGCGGUUCCAGCUUCUGCCCCCGGAGCCAGAUGACACCUUCUGGGGGGCACCCUGUGAGCAGCCCCUGGAACGCAGGUACCAGGCGCUCCCGGCCCUCGUCUGCAUCAUGUGCUGUCUGUUUGGAGUCAUCUACUGCUUCUUUGGUUACCGCUGCUUCAAGGCAGUGCUCUUCCUCACGGGGUUGCUGUUUGGCUCCCUGGUCAUCUUCCUGCUGUGUUACCGGGAGCGGGUGCUGGAGACCCAGCUGAGUGCGGGGGCCAGCGCAGGCAUCGCACUGGGCAUUGGGCUGCUCUGCGGGCUGGUGGCCAUGCUGGUGCGCAGCGUCGGUCUCUUCCUGGUAGGGCUACUGCUGGGUCUGCUGCUCGCCGCUGCCGCCCUGCUGGGCUCCGCACCCUACUACCAGCCAGGCUCGGUGUGGGGCCCACUGGGGCUGCUGCUCGGAGGUGGCCUGCUCUGUGCCCUGCUCACACUUCGCUGGCCCCGCCCUCUCACCACCCUGGCCACAGCUGUGACUGGUGCUGCACUCAUCGCCACUGCUGCUGACUACUUCGCUGAGCUGCUGUUGCUAGGGCGCUAUGCAGUGGAGCGGCUGCGGGCUGCCCCUGUGCCUCCACUCUGCUGGCGGAGCUGGGCCCUGCUGGCACUCUGGCCACUGCUCAGCCUGAUGGGCGUCCUGGUGCAGUGGCGGGUGACUGCCGAGAGAGACUCCCACACAGAAGUGGUCAUCAGCCGGCAGCGACGACGUGUGCAACUGAUGCGAAUUCGGCAGCAGGAAGAACGAAAGGAGAAGCGGCGAAAGAAGAGACCCCCACGGGCCCCCCCAAGAGGAACCCGGGCUCCUCCAAGGCCCGGGCCCCCUGACCCUGCUUAUCGGCGCAGACCAGUGCCCAUCAAACGCUUCAAUGGAGAUGUCCUCUCCCCGAGUUACAUCCAGAGCUUCCGGGACCGGCAGACAGGGAGCUCACUGAGCUCCUUCAUGUCCUCACCCACGGAUGCUGACUUUGAGUAUGGGUCCCAGGGGCCGCUGGCAGCCUGCUCCGGGCCCCCUGUGAGAGUAUAG
Chrysochloris asiatica (Cape golden mole) is the source of this 1083-nucleotide messenger RNA. It is a transcript of the gene TMEM198, whose product is annotated as transmembrane protein 198. The coding region runs from base 1 to 1083 and encodes 360 amino acids. NCBI's taxonomy places the organism in Eukaryota, Metazoa, Chordata, Mammalia, Afrosoricida, Chrysochloridae. The transcript has 4 exons. Gene Ontology annotation, biological process: positive regulation of canonical Wnt signaling pathway. The record is from RefSeq and is a predicted model, not a curated record. Gene Ontology annotation, cellular component: plasma membrane; cytoplasmic vesicle.